Prunus armeniaca (apricot) is the source of this 1377-nucleotide messenger RNA. Lineage: Eukaryota; Viridiplantae; Streptophyta; Magnoliopsida; Rosales; Rosaceae. The record is from the annotation of a GenBank genome assembly.
AUGGAGUUCACAGAAGCUUACAAGCAGACUGGUCCUUGUUGUUUCUCACCCAAUGCUCGUUACAUUGCCGUCGCCGUCGAUUAUCGCCUCGUUAUUCGGGACACUCUUUCCUUCAAGGUUGUGCAGCUGUUUUCAUGCUUGGACAAGAUAAGCUAUAUCGAAUGGGCCCUCGAUUCUGAGUACAUUCUUUGUGGUCUAUAUAAAAGACCAAUGAUACAGGCAUGGUCGUUGGCCCAACCUGAAUGGACAUGCAAGAUAGAUGAAGGUCCUGCUGGUAUUGCAUAUGCUAGAUGGAGCCCGGACAGCCGUCACAUACUUACCACAUCAGACUUCCAACUGCGUUUAACAGUUUGGUCACUAUUAAACACAGCAUGUGUACAUGUGCAAUGGCCAAAGCAUCCUUCCAAGGGUGUUUCUUUUACCAAAGAUGGGAAAUUUGCUGCAAUUUGCACAAGGCGUGAUUGCAAGGACUACAUUAAUCUUCUGUCUUGUCAUACAUGGGAGAUAAUGGGUGUAUUUGCUGUGGACACAUUGGACUUGUCUGAUACUGAAUGGUCGCCAGAUGACAGUACAAUAGUGAUAUGGGAUUCGCCUCUCGAAUAUAAGGUUCUAAUAUACUCCCCAGAUGGGAGGUGCCUUUAUAAGUAUCAAGCAUAUGAAAGUGGAUUGGGCGUAAAAAGUGUUUCAUGGUCUCCUUGUGGCCAGUUUCUAGCAGUGGGUAGUUAUGACCAGAUGUUGCGGGUUUUGAAUCACCUGACUUGGAAGACUUUUGCUGAAUUUAUGCAUCUAUCUACCGUCCGUGCUCCCUGUUGUGCUGCUGUUUUUAAGGAAGUGGAUGAGCCAUUGCUGCUUGAUAUGUCCGAGUUAUGUUUAAGUGAUGAUUUUGCACAAGGCAAUGAUGAUGCUUCUGAAGGACAUUUCAGAGUUAGGUACGAGGUUACAGAAGUGCCCAUUAGUUUGCCUUUCCAGAAGCCUCCUGCAGACAAACCUAACCCCAAACAAGGAAUUGGUCUAAUGUCAUGGAGCAAUGACAGCCAAUACAUCUGCACUAGGAAUGAUAGCAUGCCAAGUAUUCUGUGGAUCUGGGACAUACGCCAUCUUGAGCUUGCCACUAUCUUGGUGCAGAAAGAUCCAAUUCGAGCAGCAGUUUGGGACCCUACGUGCACGCGUCUCGUUGUUUGCACUGGAAGCUCACAUUUGUACAUGUGGACUCCUGCAGGUGCUUACUGUGUGAGUAUCCCACUACCGCAGUUUAGCAUAGUUGAUCUAAAAUGGAAUUCGGAUGGAAGCUGUCUUUUGCUGAAGGAUAAAGAGUCAUUUUGCUGCGCUGCUGUUGCUGUACUUCCAGAAUCCAGUGAAUAUAGCUCAGAUGAUUGA